Messenger RNA from Cucurbita moschata (crookneck pumpkin), 2104 nucleotides. Its product is annotated as putative pectinesterase/pectinesterase inhibitor 24. Lineage: Eukaryota; Viridiplantae; Streptophyta; Magnoliopsida; Cucurbitales; Cucurbitaceae. Gene Ontology annotation, molecular function: pectinesterase inhibitor activity; pectinesterase activity. The transcript has 2 exons. The coding region runs from base 223 to 1923 and encodes 566 amino acids. The record is from RefSeq and is a predicted model, not a curated record. Gene Ontology annotation, biological process: cell wall modification.
CUCUAAACCGUGUAUGAACUUUGAAACUACAAACAAAACAAAUUAAGCAUAGCCAUUGCAAUGCUCUAGUGCCUUGCACGUCAAACCGUGUUAAGUUCUUCACUCAAAUCUGCUCUCUCUCUAUAUAUAUUGUUCUGCAAAAUCCCCACCUUCCCAUCUCACCAAAAGCGUUUUAUCCAUACAACAACUCGAGGAAAUAGCAGCAGCAACAGCAGCAACAGCAUGUCUCUCCUUAGACCUUAUGGUAAGGUCGAUGAAUCCGAUCAAAUGAGGCUCGACGCUAGCCGAAGGACUCGGAAGAGGGUCAUUGUCAUUGUCUUGUCCUCUGUUGUUCUUGUUGGUGUUGUUGUUGCUGUUGUGUUCGGGACUAGAAAUAGUUCCAAGAACGACGAGAGUGACAAUCACAAUGAGGCUCUUUCAACUUCGAUAAAAGCAGUUUGUGAUGAGACUUUGUAUCCCGAUACUUGUAAGAAUGCUUUUGGUUCUCUAGCUAACUCGUCCCACCUCGACCCUGGUCAAAUAGCCAAGUUUUCGGUUCAACUCGCGCUCGGUGAACUGUCGCGAGUGGCUGAUUACCUUUUGGAGCAUGCCAUUACCAAUUCAACUGAUAAUAAGACCAUAUUAGCUUUGAGAAGUUGUCAUGAACUUUUGGACUUGGCAAUAGAUCAUCUAAAUGACUCAUUAUCAUCAAGUGAGAUUACAGUGCUGAAAGCUGUGGAUGAUUUGAAAACAUGGCUAAGUUCAGCAGCUACUUACCAGCAAACUUGCAUCGACGGGCUCGAGGAAGUCGAUCUCGCUUUGACGAAUGUCAUCGCAAAUUACUUGAAGAACUCUACUGAAAUGACCAGCAAUGGCCUUGCCAUUGUGUCCUUCUUUUCGAAGCUAACGGAUUCUUUCAGUCUACGACGAUUGAUGAGUUAUGAAGAUCGACAUAGCAAUGGAGAUUGGGCGCGCCCGAUACUCCGGAAGCUAGCUCAAAAGGAUCUCCGGAAGCAGGCCGACAUCGUCGUAGCGAAAGACAAAUCGGGGAAGUACAAAACAAUCACUGAAGCUCUCAAUGCUGUACCUGAUAAGAGCAAGAAGAGAACUGUGAUCUAUGUGAAGAAGGGAGUUUACAAGGAGAAUGUUGAAGUUGUGAAGAACAAAUGGAAUGUAGUGAUGAUUGGCGAUGGAAUGACUUCAACCACUGUAACUGGCAGGCUCAACUUCAUAGAUGGGACGCCAACAUUUUCUACUGCAACAUUUGCUGCAAAGGGAAAAGGCUUCAUUGCCAUAGACAUGGGAUUUGAGAACACAGCUGGACCGAGCAAACACCAGGCGGUUGCUCUGAUGUCGACGUCGGACCAAUCGAUCUUCUACCGCUGCCAAAUGAAUGCAUACCAAGACACUCUCUAUGCACACUCGAACCGUCAAUUCUACCGUGACUGCAAGGUUUACGGCACGGUCGAUUUCAUCUUUGGAAACUCAGCAGUAGUCCUACAAAACUGCAAAAUUGCACCAAAGUUGCCUCUUUUAGGCCAAAAGAACACAAUCACUGCUCAAGGCCGGUUUGAUCCUAAUCAACACACUGGCAUUUCAAUACAACACUCUUCAAUCCAACCGUUCGAAAACUUGAAAACUACCGAAACUUACCUCGGUCGUCCAUGGAAGAACUACUCGACGACCGUGUUUAUGCAGAACGAUUUCGGUAGCUUGAUUCACCCAACUGGCUGGCUGCCAUGGGUUGGAACAUCAGCACCAGACACCAUCUUCUAUGCUGAGUUUCAAAACAAAGGCCCUGGUUCUUCCACAGCCAACAGAGUGAAAUGGAAAGGUUUGAAGAAUAUUGACACCAAAACUGCCAAGAAAUUCACUGUUUCCUCUUUCAUUCACGGUAAAGAUUGGAUCUCAAAGGCUCAAGUCCCCUUCAAUGCCACCCUCUGAGUUUCAUUUUCAUUUCAUGGAGUUCCACUAAAUGCUUUUGUCUUCAAAUUCUGUUGUUUCAUACUUUCUUUUUAACCAUUUGAUUGAUUGUUAUUGUGAUAAGAACAUAUACUGAGAAAGUUCUGUCCACUUUUUGGGCUUGAAUUCGACACUUUUAAUGUUUAUGAGGUCUUUUAAGUUG